AUGAAUCCUGAUACAGCUCGUCAAUUAUUUGAAUCCGGUGGUAUACUUCUUGUACUUGAUGCACCGAAAGAUAUGGAAUUUGGUAUUGAUAUGUAUUCAUGGCAAAUUGGUCCAAAUUUUCAUGGAAUUAAAAUGAUUCCACCUGGUAUUCAUCAUUGUUAUUAUAGUGAACGUGAUUUAUUAACAAAAGAAUUAUCUAAUCGACAAAGUUUUUUUAUUGAAAUUAAACAACCUAAUCAAAUGUUAAUUUUAAUUCGAUGGUCGUCAACAGAAAAUCUUUUUCAACGUCAACAAUUAACAUCUGAGGAAUAUGAAAUACGUCGAAAUCAACGUUAUGAAUUUGAUCAUUUACUUGGUCAAUAUCCAUUAGAUACAUAUCGUCAAUGGUUAUCAUUAUCAAAUCAUUUACGUUAUGAUUUUAUAGAAAAAAUUCUUCCAUUAAAUGUCAAUGAAGAAUAUUCAAUACCAAAAAAUUUAUCUGAAGCUGAAUCUCGUUUACCUCAAAUGACAUUAAAUCCUCAAUUUGCUUUACGUUUUACAAUAAUUGAAAAAAAAACAAAUCUCUAUUCCGGUUCAGAUUUAACACAAUCAAAAUUAGAUCGUACAAAUGAAUUAGAAAAAAUUUUUAAUGAUCGUUUUGAUUCAAAUAUUUAUGGAAUUUUAUGUGAAUUACAAUUAAGUUUUAUUAUAUUUUUUCUUGGACAUUUAUAUGAUGGUUUUGAACAAUGGAAAUGUUUAUUUCAAUUAAUUUGUUCAUGUCAAAAAGCAUUUUGUCGUUGGCCUAUGUUUUAUAUUGAUUUUUUACAAAUGAUUUAUUUUCAAUUAAAAUAUUUUUCAAAUGAUUCUAUAAGUGGUGAACAUUUAUUUGUUAAUAUUGAUCAACAAGAAAAUUCUAUUUAUAAAUCAUUAGAAAAUUUAUUUGCUAAUAUAUCAGCAUUUAAUGAUAAUCAACAAAUGGAAGGUAAUGAUUUCGAAAAAUUAAUUGAACGUUGUGAAAAAAUGAAACAAUUUUUAAAUGAAACAUAUAAAUGGACAUUUGAUGAUGAACCAGAAGAUGAAAAACCAAUUAUUGUUGAACUUGAUAAUCAAUAA
This is a messenger RNA of Rotaria sordida, 1092 nucleotides long. The record is from the annotation of a GenBank genome assembly. NCBI's taxonomy places the organism in Eukaryota, Metazoa, Rotifera, Eurotatoria, Philodinida, Philodinidae.